Messenger RNA from Dipodomys spectabilis (banner-tailed kangaroo rat), 1236 nucleotides. RefSeq names its product corticotropin releasing hormone receptor 2 (gene Crhr2). NCBI's taxonomy places the organism in Eukaryota, Metazoa, Chordata, Mammalia, Rodentia, Heteromyidae. The transcript has 12 exons. Gene Ontology annotation, cellular component: plasma membrane; axon terminus; dendrite. Gene Ontology annotation, biological process: adenylate cyclase-modulating G protein-coupled receptor signaling pathway; cell surface receptor signaling pathway; long-term synaptic potentiation. Gene Ontology annotation, molecular function: corticotrophin-releasing factor receptor activity; G protein-coupled peptide receptor activity; corticotropin-releasing hormone receptor activity. The coding region runs from base 1 to 1236 and encodes 411 amino acids. The record is from RefSeq and is a predicted model, not a curated record.
AUGGACGCGGCUCUGUUCCACAGCCUGCUGGAGGCCAAUUGCAGCCUGGCUCUGGCCGAAGAGCUGCCCUGGGACGGCUGGGGGUCGCCCCUGGACCUGGACGGUCCUCGCUCCUACUGCAACGCGACCCUGGACCAAAUCGGGACGUGCUGGCCUCAGAGCGCGGCUGGAGUCCUGGUGGAGAGGCCGUGUCCGGAGUAUUUCAACGGCAUCAAGUACAACACGACCCGGAAUGCCUACCGAGACUGCUUGGAGAAUGGAACUUGGGCCUCCAGGAUCAACUACUCACUGUGUGAACCCAUUCUGGAUGACAAGCAUAGGAAGUAUGACCUUCACUACCGCAUUGCCCUUGUUGUCAACUACCUGGGCCACUGUGUUUCCAUGGCGACCCUGGUGGCCGCCUUCCUGCUCCUCCUGGCUCUGCGGAGCAUCCGCUGCCUACGGAAUGUGAUCCACUGGAACCUCAUCAGCACCUUCAUCCUGAGGAAUGCCAUGUGGUUCGUGCUGCAGCUCAUCGACCAUGAAGUACACGAGAGCAAUGAGAUCUGGUGCCGCUGCGUCACUGCUGCCUUCAACUACUUCGUGGUCACUAACUUCUUCUGGAUGCUGGUGGAGGGCUGCUACCUGCAUACAGCCAUCGUCAUGACCUACUCCACUGAGCGUCUGCGCAAGCGGCUCUUUCUCAUCAUUGGAUGGUGCAUCCCCUGCCCCAUCAUCAUUGCCUGGGCCAUCGGAAAACUCUACUAUGAGAAUGAGCAGUGCUGGUUUGGCAAAGAGCCUGGAGACCUCGUGGACUACAUCUACCAAGGCCCCAUCAUCCUCGUGCUCCUGAUCAAUUUCGUAUUUCUGUUCAACAUCGUCAGGAUCCUAAUGACAAAACUGCGAGCAUCUACCACAUCGGAGACAAUCCAGUACAGGAAAGCAGUGAAGGCCACGCUGGUGCUUCUGCCCCUGCUGGGUAUCACCUACAUGCUGUUCUUCAUUAACCCCGGAGAAGACGACCUGUCACAGAUUGUGUUCAUCUAUUUCAAUUCCUUCCUGCAGUCCUUCCAGGGUUUCUUUGUAUCUGUCUUCUAUUGCUUCUUCAAUGGAGAGGUGCGCUCAGCUGUGAAGAAGAGGUGGUACCGCUGGCAAGACCAUCACUCCCUCCGAGCACCUGUGGCCCGGGCCAUGUCCAUCCCCACAUCACCCACUAGGCUCAGCUUCCACAGCAUUAAGCAGACGGCCGCUGUAUGA